AUGGAAACGCCUCAGAAACCUAAAAGUAGAAAUUCCAUUGACCCAGCUAUUCCCAAGAGAGAAAAUAAAAUAGUUAUAAGUAUAAAAAUAUUUUUUACUUUUUUAAAAAAAAUACUUUUUUCCACAGCAAGUGAAGAUGUUAAAGAGAUCUUUGCCAGAGCCAGAAAUGGAAAAUACAGACUUCUGAAAAUAUCUAUUGAAAAUGAGCAGCUUGUGGUUGGAUCAUGUAGUCAGCCUUCAGCUUCCUGGGAUAAGGAUUACGACGCCUUCAUUCUGCCCCUGUUGGAGGACAAGCAGCCAUGUUAUAUAUUAUUCAGGUUAGAUUCUCAGAACGCCCAAGGGUACGAGUGGAUAUUCAUUGCGUGGUCUCCAGAUCAUUCCCAUGUCCGUCAGAAAAUGUUGUACGCAGCAACAAGAGCAACUCUGAAAAAGGAGUUUGGUGGUGGCCACAUUAAAAACGAAGUAUUUGGUACAGUAAAGGAGGACGUGUCGUUGCACGGGUAUAAGAAGUAUCUGCUGUCCCAGUCUUCCCCCGCGCCCCUGACUGCAGCGGAGGAAGAGUUACGCCAGAUCAAAAUCAAUGAGGUACAAGCUGACGUUGGUGUGGACACGAAGCAUCAAACACUACAGGGAGUAGCAUUUCCUAUUUCCCGAGAAGCUUUUCAAGCUUUAGAAAAACUGAACAGCAGACAGUUGAACUACGUGCAAUUGGAAAUUGAUUUAAAAAAUGAAAUUAUCGUUUUGGCCAAUACGACAAAUACAGAACUAAAAGAUUUGCCAAAGAGGAUUCCCAAAGAUUCAGCACGUUAUCAUUUCUUUCUGUAUAAACACUCGCACGAAGGAGACUACUUAGAGUCCAUAGUUUUUAUUUAUUCGAUGCCGGGAUACACGUGCAGCAUACGAGAGCGGAUGCUGUACUCCAGCUGCAAGAGCCCGCUGCUCGACAUUGUGGAAGGACAGCUGCAGAUGGAGGUGGUCAGAAAGAUCGAGAUAGACAAUGGGGAUGAACUGACUGCCGACUUCCUUUACGAGGAAGUACAUCCCAAGCAGCACGCACAUAAGCAGAGUUUUGCAAAACCCAAAGGUCCUGCAGGAAAAAGAGGAAUACGAAGACUUAUUAGGGGUCCAGCUGAAACAGAAGCGACUACUGAUUAAAACUGUUGUCUUAAACAUUGCAAUACUAGUUUUUAAAAUUUCAGCUUUUAGUACAGGAAAACUGAAAUCAUUCCGUGUUAUAUAGUAGAGAGAAAAAUUGUACUUUUUGAAGAAUAGCACUUUUCACUUCUAUGUUUUUAAAAUUAAUGUUAUAGCAGCUCAUGAUUUCUGUUUUUGAGUUAAAGCUAGAGUUUCGACAUAGGAUGUUUAAUUUUGUCGCAGUUUUCAUAGUGUUGAUUCCACACUUUCACAUGAUUCUUAAAAUUUUAUAUAAUUGGAUCAGCUUGAGAAAGCCUGACAUCUUAAAGUAGGGUAUAUUUCUUAUUACUCCUUAGUGAGACAUCUGUUUUUUUGCUUUUUCUUUUUAAAGAAGCAGGAAGACCUUAAAAUAUUCAUACUCCUUGCUGAAUAUGUUAUGGACCAGGUUAGGUUCUUUUCUAAGCUGAAAACUCAGUGUGCCUCAGAAAGGUGGGAAGUUGCCUACUCUAGGAGCAUGCCGUCAGACUGGGAGCGGGUCUGCGACUUUCACAAAUAAUGCUUUAUUGCAGCAGUUCUUUAGAUUUGACUCUUUGGGGUUUUUUUUAUGGCAUUAAGAUUGAUCAGCUCACUCUGAAACUCGGGUACCAGACAUUUUCUGUACUGCAGAAUUUCUGUUUCCAUUGACUUUACACUGUCUUAGUAAAUUCUUUCUGUAGUACUUUAAACAUAUGUUUCUUUGUAGAGUAAGUCAUUUCGUUCUAAGUACUGUAAAACCAAAUAUUUAUGUUCAGAUUAAAAUUUAAAUUGGUCUCAUUCAAAAGGAAACAAAGCUAAAGUAAAAAUGUUAAAAACUUUCAGAAUUUUUUUCUCCAGAACUGUGUAUUUAUAGGGAAAUUGUGUCCUUUAUCACUUUUUAGUAAAUAUGCAAAAUGAAAAUCGUUUUAAAGUCCUAGUGCUAAACAGCCUACCACAGAUAAACACUUAGCCUACAAAUCUUGUUUCAAUUUAGUACUUUAUUUCAAGACAUGUUUUCCUCUAGACUUGUAUCUUCAUUUACAACCUAGAGAGAUUUGAGCCUCAUAUUUCUUUGAUACUUGAAAUAGAGGGAGCUGGAACACUUCAUAUUUAAUCUGUUAAACCUGCUGCGGAGCCAUAACUGGGAGGAAUUUUCUAAGUGAACUGUGGGUAUCCAGGAUUUGGAAUUUCUCGACCCAAACUUCAUGCUGCAUAAAACAAAUGUUAGAAAUACACAUUUCAUAGUAUAAAAUACGAAGCAUUCAUUGCUAAAUCUUAAUGUCUAAGGUAAUACAUAUACCUUUCAGAAACUCCAUGUGUGUUGAAGUAAAACAUCGCUGUAGGCCAGAGCUGAGGCUGUGCUUUGCAGUCAGGCCCGUCACCUGUCGGGAGAGUACAAGAUAGCUCACUAGUGAGGGUCUCUCCAGUGAGAUUCGUGUGCAGCUACACGCAAAAUUCCACUACACUACGGGAUAGUAAAUGGACAUUCCAGAACACAGAUGUGAUCACAGCAUCUUAAACUAAUCAUUAGACCGAUGAUUGCUGAGAAUCAGUGAUGCGUUUGUUUUAGACUCUAACUCAUUGUUUAUAUUAUGUUUUAGGUGGCACUAGAUGGUGAAUAACGUUUUCCCAAUAAAUUUAUAUAGCAGUCAAAAAUUACACGCCCUCUGUGGACAUUUUAUAAGUGCAUUUUAUAUCGCAAUAAAAAUUUUUUCUCUUCAA
Molecule: messenger RNA, 2871 nt
Organism: Chinchilla lanigera (long-tailed chinchilla)
Lineage: Eukaryota; Metazoa; Chordata; Mammalia; Rodentia; Chinchillidae
Gene: Twf1
Product: twinfilin actin binding protein 1
Biological process (GO): actin filament depolymerization; positive regulation of neuron projection development; regulation of lamellipodium assembly
Cellular component (GO): cytoplasm; actin filament; myofibril
Molecular function (GO): actin filament binding; actin monomer binding
Source: RefSeq, a predicted model, not a curated record